UAAUCGAGAGGGAACCGGAGAAAGAGGGAUCCAGCGAUAGGGUUAGGGUUUCGAUCGGCUUUCGAGAAAGAUGCCGAAGAACAAGGGGAAGGGAGGGAAGAACCGCAAGCGAGGGAAGAACGAGGCGGACGACGAGAAGCGCGAGCUGGUCUUCAAGGAGGACGGCCAGGAGUACGCUCAGGUGCUUCGGAUGCUCGGCAACGGCCGCUGCGAGACCAUGUGCAUCGACGGCAGCAAGCGGCUCUGCCACAUCCGUGGCAAGAUGCACAAGAAGGUCUGGAUCGCGGCCGGGGACAUUAUCCUGGUCGGCCUCCGCGACUACCAGGACGAUAAGGCCGAUGUCAUCUUCAAGUACAUGCCCGACGAGGCCCGACUCCUCAAGGCGUACGGUGAGCUGCCCGAGAACAUUCGUCUCAACGAGGGCAUCGGAGGCCUCGACGAGGAGGACGAGGGCGCUGCCGAUGAUUACAUCGAGUUCGAGGAUGAGGACAUCGACAAGAUCUAAGUGAAUGGGGGUUUUCCAUUGCGUCGCCCGAUCUCAUGAAUGAUUUCUUGGUGAUGAUACGUUCCUUUUUCAAUUAAUUUUAUGCGUAAAUCUGCUUCUGGAAUUUGGUUAUAAGUACGAAUAUGCUUAUGUGCUUUUUAAAUUCGUAAAUUAUGUGAGUGUUGUUGCUGGUACGAACAAGAUUGUAACCCUUAUCUGAUAUGAUGAUGAUGCGUGUGUUGCCUUUUUAA
Molecule: messenger RNA, 735 nt
Organism: Musa acuminata AAA Group (dessert banana)
Lineage: Eukaryota; Viridiplantae; Streptophyta; Magnoliopsida; Zingiberales; Musaceae
Product: eukaryotic translation initiation factor 1A
Exons: 1
Coding region: 71-505 (144 amino acids)
Biological process (GO): translational initiation
Cellular component (GO): cytoplasm
Molecular function (GO): RNA binding; translation initiation factor activity
Source: RefSeq, a predicted model, not a curated record